CGUCAUGGCCGAGGCAAACGCGCCGCCGCCUGCGACAGCGACAGCGGGUGAGUCGGAAGCGCAGCAGCAGCAGCAGCAGCAGCCGGGUGAGGAGAGCGAUGAGCCCGUCAUUGACGGUGUAGUCGGGUUCAGCCAGGGCGGAAGCAUGGCGGCGAUGCUCGCGGCAGCGAUGGAGAUCGAGACUAUGGGGCAGGGACUACGGCCGCCGCCGCCCGAGCACGCGGCAUGGGUGUCGGCGGUGCGGCGGGCCAACAGCCGGCGGCCGCUCAAGUUCGCCGUAGUGUAUUCGGGCUUCUACGCGCCGCCCGAGGACCUGCGCUGGCUGUACGAGCCGGCCAAGAUCGCCACGCCCACGCUGCACUUCAUCGGCAGCCUCGACACGGUCGUCGACGAGACCCGCAGCCAGGCCCUCGUCGACCGCUGCCAGGACCCCCUCGUUAUCGUCCACCCCGGCGGCCACUACGUGCCCAUCAGCAAGGAGUGGGUCAUGCCGCUUGUGGGCUUUAUUAGGAAGUGCGUCGAGGGGAAUGUGUGAAUGGGCGUGCGUAUUUGAGAAAAAGACUGGGGUUCUUGAGCGAACUAUAGACACGUCGUUUUACAUGUCAUUACUUGGUGGAUACUGAACUGCGUGCUGCUUUAGACUACAUAGAGAGAAGGGGAGCAAGAGUGGUUGUCAUGUGUUGAUAGACUCAAGACUAGACUCGAGAGGUUUUUCUCGGGGGCUGGGG
Messenger RNA from Lasiosphaeria miniovina, 728 nucleotides. RefSeq names its product serine hydrolase-domain-containing protein. The coding region runs from base 5 to 535 and encodes 176 amino acids. Gene Ontology annotation, molecular function: hydrolase activity. Lineage: Eukaryota; Fungi; Ascomycota; Sordariomycetes; Sordariales; Lasiosphaeriaceae. Gene Ontology annotation, cellular component: nucleus; cytoplasm. The transcript has a single exon. Gene Ontology annotation, biological process: secondary metabolic process. The record is from RefSeq and is a predicted model, not a curated record.